AUGGGUCAGACAAAUGAGAGAAAGCGACUGUCCUGGGAACUUGGAAGUGUGUACAGUGUUCUGGCUGCCAUUUUAAAUGUGGGUAACAUUGAAUUUUCUGCAGUGGUAUCUGAACAUAUGAUUGACAAGAGCAACAUUUCCAAUCCAGUAGCCCUUGAGAAUUGUGCUUCCUUGCUGUGUAUCCAGGCAGAUGAACUGCAAGAGGCCCUCACCUCUCACUGUGUAGUGACUCGAGGAGAAACGAUUAUUCGUCCCAACACGGUGGAAAAAGCGACCGACGUGCGAGACGCCAUGGCUAAAGCACUGUAUGGGCGUCUCUUUAGCUGGAUAGUCAAUCGCAUCAAUACUUUACUGAAGCCUGACAAACAUUUAAG
Molecule: messenger RNA, 374 nt
Organism: Tinamus guttatus (white-throated tinamou)
Lineage: Eukaryota; Metazoa; Chordata; Aves; Tinamiformes; Tinamidae
Source: RefSeq, a predicted model, not a curated record